Molecule: messenger RNA, 1185 nt
Organism: Ruditapes philippinarum (Manila clam)
Lineage: Eukaryota; Metazoa; Mollusca; Bivalvia; Venerida; Veneridae
Product: fibropellin-1-like
Exons: 6
Coding region: 1-903 (300 amino acids)
Molecular function (GO): calcium ion binding
Source: RefSeq, a predicted model, not a curated record
AUGAGAAGAGCAGUUAAUCAAAAUGGGAUCGAGUGUGGAAACUUGACAUGUUUUAACCAGGCAGCCUGCAGGAAUAUCAGUAAUGGUGAAAGUCGAUGUCAAUGUCUUGGUGGAUUUACGGGGAUAACCUGUGGGGAUGAUUUUGAUGAAUGUAGACUAGGUGACCCAUGUUUACACCGAGGAUAUUGUUUAAACAGUUUUGGAAGCUACAGAUGCAAGUGUUUAGAUGGUUGGUCAGGAGAGCAUUCCCAUUGCGGAAUAAAGGAUAACUCAACCACGGACCGGAAAUGCAUUCCAGGGUGGAUCGGAGAAAUGUGUCAGGACCGAUGUUUGAACGAUUCGAUGUGCCGAGAAACUGAAGUUUGUACAAAACGUGGGAGAGGACAUCGUUGUAUUUGUGCUACGGGAUGGCUUGGAAUUAACUGUACGACUGACAUAAACGAAUGUAUAAGAAAUCCAUGCCCAAAUAAUACCGUUUGUAUAAAUACAAAGGGAUCAUACACGUGUAAUUGCCUGUCUGGUUGGACUGGGAACAAUUGUGAUCAAGAUAUAAAUGAAUGUUCGGUUAACCCGUGUAAACAUUCAUCGACGUGCAUGAAUGCAUUAGGGUAUUACAAUUGCACGUGCGCACGUGGAUGGAAGGGACAAAAUUGCCAUAAAGACAUCGAUGAAUGUGCCAAAAAGCCAUGCAAUAUUUCGCUGCAAUGUAUUAAUAACCCUGGCUCAUAUACUUGUACAUAUAUUAACAAACAAGAGAUGCAAGACAAGGAAAGAACGUACAUCAUUGCUGGGUCCGUCACAGGUGUUCUGAUACUACUCAUCGGUGUUAUUAUUAUUCUAAUUUUUAAGCUCAAAUGGAAACCAGCAACAUUCAAUGCUGUCAGGGACGACCCGAAGCAGUAAACAAUAAACUAUUUGGAAAUAAGCAAAGCCAAUUUCACAAUAUAUUAUACGUUACAUUGAAAAUACGAACAAUUGAAAUUUGUAUAUUGACCUCAUAAAAUUUAAUCAUAACAUAUAUAAAGGAAAGAAAAAUGUUUUACAAUACAUAACGUGCAAAAUGUUGAUAAUAUGAUAAUAAAACUCAGCUCUAUAAAUGUAUAGCACUAUUGAUAAAAAACAUUAGUAGUGAAGUUUGUUUAUUAUUUGUCGUGAAAAUUGUUAGAAGAAAAUUUAGUAUAUUGA